UCGAUCGUACCGCGAUCGCAUUUAUUUCACACGAAAUUCAGUUUGGACAAGUAACAAUGGCAAACAUUUGGAUUAAUAUCGUAAUUCUCAGCUUAUUCUGUGCUAUCGCUGAUGUGACUUGUACGUCGGAAACAUUUGGUGAAACCACACCAAAUCUUGCGCUCAAAGAAAAUAUCAUCGUCAAAGGUGAAAUGUUAUCGGUGAAAACCGUUGUCAUCGAUUGGCCAUCAAAAGAUAAUUUCUCAAAUACAACAUCCGAGAUUCGUGGAAUUGUUCAUAUUAAUGAUAAGCAAUCUGGUCAUGGACCUAUACUACGUUUUAUUAAGGGUGGUGUUCGUCAUACAUUCGUUAGCAUGGAGCUAGUAUCGAAACGUGGCCAUGGAAUUCAUUCAACCAUUUUAAUUUACGUCUAAAAAUGAAGAACGUGUGCAGUUUACUUCUCUCUCUUUCUUCCUCGUUUGAUUUUUUUGGUUUUGUUUGUUUUUAAUGCAAUAAUGAAAUCACACGAUGGCUCACGAUAUAUAUUAAAUUCAUUUAAGCAUGAGUCAUUCAAGUA
Contarinia nasturtii (swede midge) is the source of this 556-nucleotide messenger RNA. RefSeq lists its product as uncharacterized. Lineage: Eukaryota; Metazoa; Arthropoda; Insecta; Diptera; Cecidomyiidae. The transcript is spliced from 2 exons. The coding region runs from base 57 to 413 and encodes 118 amino acids. The record is from RefSeq and is a predicted model, not a curated record.